Stylophora pistillata is the source of this 1405-nucleotide messenger RNA. RefSeq lists its product as uncharacterized. The record is from RefSeq and is a predicted model, not a curated record. Gene Ontology annotation, biological process: alternative mRNA splicing, via spliceosome; mRNA cis splicing, via spliceosome. Gene Ontology annotation, molecular function: RNA binding. NCBI's taxonomy places the organism in Eukaryota, Metazoa, Cnidaria, Anthozoa, Scleractinia, Pocilloporidae. Gene Ontology annotation, cellular component: precatalytic spliceosome.
ACACAGGGAUCGGGAACGUGACAGAGACUAUGAUCGGGAGAGAGACCGUGACAGGGACCGCGAUAGAGACCGUGACAGAGAUCGUGACAGAGAUCGGGACAGAGACCGGGAUCGAGAUUACCAUAGAGACAGGGGAAGAGACAGAGGAAGACGGAGGGGUGAUGAUGACGAAAGCCAUGGCGGUCAGCCUCCACGCCGAGGAUUUCCAGGGGGAGCAGCCAUUGCACCACCUCCCUCUCUUAUGCAGGAUUCAGCCUCUGCGGAACAAGCUGCUCAACAGUGGCCAGUGUCCAGUGGAGCAGACUUUAAUUUUCCUACUGAAAAUAAACCAAAAGGCGGAGGCUUUUCUGCCAGUCCUGUUGCAUCUCAGAUUAUGGCAAAAUAUGGUUGGAAAGAUGGUCAAGGUUUAGGAAAGCAAGAGCAAGGUAUCAACACAUGUUUGCAAGUGGAGAAAACCAGCAAGCGAGGCGGAAAAAUAAUCAACCAAGACAAAGAAUCAAAAGCUGCGCUGCAAGAAGCAGAACCAGUUACCAGCGUUAUGAGGAACCCAAGUAAAGUUGUUGUUUUGAGAAAUAUGGUUGGUCCUGGAGAAGUGGACGAAGAGUUACAACCUGAAGUCGUGGAAGAGUGUAACAAGUAUGGAGAAGUUAUCAAAGUUGUAAUAUAUGAGCUCUCGUGGAUCUCAAUGGAAGAUUUUUUGGCGGUCGAACUGUCAGAGGUGCAUUCUUCAACUUGGAUAAGUUCAGAAGACUCGAUCUAAUGGCCGAUCUUUAAUACAGAGAAAAGGCCAGAUACUCAUUUCUGGAACUUGUUUACCAGUCGACACGAUUUCAGAUGAGAGAAGAAGUCCCACAGGAGAACCAGAUACGAUUUCAUGGAGCAGCCCAAGUGUUAUGUCUAUUAAAUUGACCAAGAAUAGAGAACUUUACAUGUCUAUGUUUGGGAAUUGCGAAGAGACUGGGUAUCCUAAACGAACUUGGCUAUUUUUUCGGUGGAAAAGUCUUUUAGCAGACCCUGUUUUUUUUUGUUUUUUUUUCCUCUUGGUUCAUCGCACAAAGCGUGAGGAUAAAUAUCCAUAAAUGCAAUAAUUUCUCAUAUCAGUUACCGUUAUAUUUUCAGGCAGUUUUUCGAUUGAAGCAGGUAGAUUUUUCAUCGCCUGAUGCUUUCGGAACUGACCCAAAAGUAUCGGAGAACGAAGUCGAGAACUUUGAUCCGACUCUUGCUUCACUCAUAGACUAAAAUACUAGUAUAAUGAAGGGACAUAGGAAACGUACUUUUGACCGCGAUUGUCGUUCAAAACAGAUGGUAGACCCAAACCCGUGUAAUUAAAAACGCUUUUUCCUUGUUUGUAGUGUUAAUACGCUGUUGUAAAAAAAUUGUCAUAGUAAAUUUGGAUGUACCUCUG